CCCUUCACUGUCUUAGCUCAUCCCUCUCUCACUGCAUUUUUGCCCAUGUUACUUUCCUUCCUGUAGGUUGCAUCCCCGUCUGGCCGUGCUGUUCAGCCAUGACCACCGCCAUCCUCGAGCGCCUGAGCACGCUGUCUGUAAGUGGGCAGCAGCUGCGCCGCCUGCCCAAGAUCCUGGAGGAUGGGCUUCCCAAGAUGCCUUGCACCGUCCGGGAGACAGACGUGCCGCAGCUCUUCCGGGAGCCUUACAUCCACACCGGCUACCGCCCCACGGGACACGAGUGGCGCUACUACUUCUUCAGCCUCUUUCAGAAGCACAACGAGGUGGUCAAUGUCUGGACCCACUUGCUGGCGGCCCUGGCUGUCCUCUUGCGAUUCUGGGCCUUUGCUGAGGCUGAGGCCUUGCCGUGGGCCUCUCCCCACGCCCUGCCCCUGCUCCUCUACAUCCUGUCCUCCAUCACUUACCUCACGUUUAGCCUCCUGGCCCACCUGCUGCAGUCCAAGUCAGAGCUCUCCCACUACACCUUCUACUUUGUGGACUACAUUGGCGUGAGCGUGUACCAGUACGGCAGUGCCUUGGUGCACUUCUUCUACAGCUCUGAUCAGGCCUGGUACGAGCGCUUCUGGCUUUUCUUCUUGCCAGCAGCCGCCUUCUGUGGCUGGUUAUCUUGUGCUGGCUGUUGCUAUGCCAAGUAUCGUUACCGGAGGCCUUACCCAGUCAUGAGGAAGAUCUGUCAAGUGGUGCCUGCAGGGCUGGCCUUCAUCCUAGACAUCAGCCCUGUGGCACACCGAGUGGCCCUGUGCCACCUGGCUGGCUGUCAGGAGCAAGCUGCCUGGUACCACACCCUCCAGAUCCUCUUCUUCCUGGUCAGCGCCUACUUCUUCUCCUGCCCGGUCCCUGAGAAGUACUUCCCGGGUUCCUGUGACAUUGUGGGCCAUGGGCAUCAGAUCUUCCACGCCUUUCUGUCUGUCUGCACACUCUCCCAGCUGGAGGCCAUCCUCCUGGACUACCAGGGGCGGCAGGAGAUCUUCCUGCAGCGCCACAGUCCCCUGUCCAUCUACAUGGCCUGCCUCUCUUUCUUCUUUCUGGCUGCCUGCAGCGCUGCCACCGCAGCCCUCCUGAGGCACAAAGUCAAGGCCAGACUGACCAAGAAAGAUUCCUGAGGCUGGGAGGUGGGACAAGGUGUGGAGGUAGCCCAUCGUGAUUUGGGAAAACUCGAUACGACUAUAGGAGUUGACUUUUUGUUUUUAAGAGUUGGCUUUUAAAUUAAUACGUUUUUCCAAGGAUAUGCUGGAACUAUGGCGUUGGAAAGCCAAAGGAUUCAAGAGUUUUGUUGUUGUUAUUGUUGUUAAUGAAAGGAGUAUUCCUUUUCCCUCUGGGUCCUAGCCUUAUAAGGCACAGGAAUGGAAAGGACCUGGCUAAGAGUCAUGGAACACUGAAGUAAGGAGAACCAUCUUCAUGCCGGAAGAUUUAGUAGGAUUCUGAAUUGGACUGAAAAGUAGGUAGAUGGCUGGUUCACACCAUAUUGGAAUGGCCAUCUUACUAUGCUGGUCUUUGGUAAUUGAAUAAAUUGACCCAAGGACCAUAUUUCAUUUGGAUUUCAUAUUGUCCAGGGUGGAGAAGUCAGAAUCUUCAAGAUGAUUCAGUGAAACCCUUAGACGUGAUGAACUACUCUGUUCACCUGAUUUCUGAUCCCUCCUCUCUCACCCACUCUAACACUGACCCUUUUCUCAGGAUGAUGUCUGCCUGGCUGUUUCUCUAAAGUGCUGUUCACUCCCAUCUGUACCUUGCCUGGUAAUGUAGAGGACCAUGGAGCAGUCAUACUUCCAGGAAAUGCUUGGACCCACAUGGACAUUCAGGAAGCUUAUUCUCAUGUAAUACUGAUGUAAACGGUACUAGAAAGUUCAAUGCCAGGAGCCACCAGGAGGCCCAACCAACAAGCGUGGACCCUGUUUGGUGUCAUGGGACCCUUCUGUUUUUAUAGCUGUGGACUGUGGGAUUGCUUGAGAUCUCUUAGGGCUGCCUCACAGGCCAAGAGAUUGGGGGCUGGCUCCAGGGAAUCUUCUCCAGAUUUUGACCAGCAUGUUCAGAAAGCCCCUGGUAGAGUGAAUU
Molecule: messenger RNA, 2112 nt
Organism: Ceratotherium simum simum (southern white rhinoceros)
Lineage: Eukaryota; Metazoa; Chordata; Mammalia; Perissodactyla; Rhinocerotidae
Source: RefSeq, a predicted model, not a curated record